AUAGUUUCUCCAAAAAAAUUCGUAAAAUAUACCUUAUUUUCAGCGUUCUAAAGCAGGCUCCCCCCUUAAUCCUUUCGGAUUUGGAUUUCUCACUACACAGUCUUAUAUCAAUAAUAAGAAGCGGAAACGCAAUAUGCUUAUUGAUAAGAUAUUAAUUUUAAUAGCUUGUCGCGCGAUUAAUGCGUGAAAGAACAUUAUAAUCGUGAUUUCCGUUCACGAUUUACAAAUUGUUCGUUACAAUUAUCAUUUGCACUCCACAAAUAAUUUGCUUUCGCGAACAAAUAAAUCAGAAAUAAAAGCAGUAGCAUUUUAUGUGAUGUUAAUUGUAAUUGCUCUUAAUUUUAAUUAUUUUAACUUCAAUUCACUUUCGUGCCUUUAGUUUGUUUUAGAUAAGAUAAAAAUUAGAUCGCAUCUCGCUUGUGAUCUUAUCUCUCAGAUUUCUUAAUAAUGAGGUCAAGUCUCAUUUCACAUUUCUCAAUUCACAGAAUGAAAUUCACGUGGCUCUCUUUUCCUUGAACGUAACAAUAUUUAUUGUAGACAACUGUAGCGAAUGAGAUAUUUGCAGAUGAAAUAUAUUGAACACCUGCAGUAGAAGUGUGCCACGUUGUGCUUGAAUGAUUAUAGAAAGAUAGAAUGACCGUAAGCGAAGGUUUUAAAGAAUAUAGUAGUGGGGUGAAGGGUACUUUCAGCACCGCUUUACGAUGAUCUCCCCAGUCUUGUUUCGGCAUUCUCUCAGCGUGCAUUGAAUAUGGCGUCGAAUUCAAGCGUGCUUCUGCCGACAGGGCAAACAAUGCCCAUUCUGGGAUUUGGAACUUGGCAAGCAAGUGGAGAGGAAUUAGAAGCAGCUCUGGACGCGGCUCUGGAAGCCGGAUACAGGCACAUAGAUACAGCAACGGUCUAUGAAAACGAGAGCAUUAUUGGCAAUGUUCUGAAGAAAUGGUUGGAUUCUGGUAAAAUCGAGCGAUCGGAUCUGUUCAUCGUAACGAAGGUACCUCCCAGUGGUAACAGACCUGGAGACAUAAAAAAGUGGAUUAUGAGAUCGCUCCAUAAUUUGCAACUGAGUUAUCUGGAUCUAUACCUGGUGCAUACUCCGUUUGCGUUUGAAGAAGCUGGGGAUGAUUUGCAUCCUCGUAAUGAAAAAGGCGAAAUAAGAAUGGACGUAAACACGGAUCACUUGAAAGUAUGGUCGAUGAUGGAACAACAGGUUCAGGAGGGACGUACAAGAGCGAUCGGACUGUCCAAUUUUAACGUGACUCAAAUAAAACGUAUCUUGGCUAACGCUGAGCUGGCGAUCUCAAACUUGCAGAUUGAAUCGCACCUGUAUUUCCAGCAGAAGGAAUUGGUGAAAUUUUGCCGGGACAACAAAUAA
This is a messenger RNA of Ooceraea biroi (clonal raider ant), 1369 nucleotides long. RefSeq names its product alcohol dehydrogenase [NADP(+)]. Lineage: Eukaryota; Metazoa; Arthropoda; Insecta; Hymenoptera; Formicidae. The record is from RefSeq and is a predicted model, not a curated record. Gene Ontology annotation, molecular function: oxidoreductase activity.